CGGAUCUCGGCUGUGGUGCGGCGGAGGCGCCGGAGGCGGCGGCGGCAGCACCGGGGAAGGCGGGCGGCGGCCUAGAGUGGCGGCGGCGGCAGCGAAGGAGGCCCGGGAGCUCGCGCGGGAGCCCUAGCCAGUUUGCUGCGGAGGAAGGAGAGCGUCGGGCGCUCUUGAACGCGCCUAGGAGAUGGCUGGCACCCGGGAACGCUACGGGUGAAAGCCCAGCCUCUGUGGUUCUUAAUGCCUCAGAAGAAUUAUUUUCACUAAAGAUGGAAACAUUGGAGUCUGAAUUGACCUGUCCAAUCUGCCUUGAAUUGUUUGAAGACCCCCUUUUGCUCCCGUGUGCUCAUAGCCUGUGCUUCAACUGUGCCCAUCGCAUCUUGGUCUCAAACUGCAGCUCCGGUGAAACCAUUGAACCCCUUACUGCUUUCCAGUGUCCAACGUGCAGGUAUGUUAUCUCACUGAACCACAGGGGCCUGGACGGCCUCAAGAGGAAUGUGACCCUGCAGAAUAUUAUUGAUCGCUUCCAGAAGGCUUCAGUCAGUGGGCCUAAUUCCCCAAGUGAGAACCGACGGGAAAGGACUUAUAGGCCCAGUUCCGCCAUGUCUAGUGAGCGAAUUGCUUGUCAAUUCUGUGAGCAGGACCCACCAAGGGAUGCAGUGAAGACGUGCAUCACCUGUGAGGUCUCCUACUGUGAUCGUUGCCUGCGGGCCACACACCCCAACAAGAAACCUUUCACCAGCCAUCGCCUGGUGGAACCAGUGCCAGACACACAUCUUCGAGGGAUUACCUGCCUGGACCAUGAGAAUGAGAAAGUGAACAUGUACUGUGUAUCUGAUGACCAAUUGAUCUGUGCCUUAUGCAAACUGGUGGGUCGUCACCGAGACCAUCAAGUUGCAUCCCUGAAUGAUCGAUUUGAAAAACUUAAGCAAACCCUGGAGAUGAACCUCACCAACCUGGUUAAGCGCAACAGUGAACUAGAAAAUCAAAUGGCCAAACUAAUACAGAUCUGCCAGCAGGUUGAGGUGAAUACUGCUAUGCAUGAGGCAAAACUUAUGGAAGAAUGUGACGAGUUGGUAGAGAUCAUCCAGCAGAGGAAACAAAUGAUUGCUGUCAAAAUCAAAGAGACAAAGGUUAUGAAACUGAGAAAGUUGGCACAGCAGGUUGCUAAUUGUCGUCAGUGUCUUGAACGGUCAACAGUCCUCAUCAACCAAGCUGAGCAUAUUCUAAAAGAAAAUGACCAGGCACGGUUUCUACAGUCUGCAAAAAAUAUUGCUGAGAGAGUCGCUAUGGCAACUGCAUCUUCUCAAGUUCUGAUUCCAGACAUCAAUUUUAAUGAUGCCUUUGAAAACUUUGCUUUAGAUUUUUCUAGAGAAAAGAAACUGUUGGAGGGGCUUGACUAUUUAACAGCCCCCAACCCACCCUCUAUCCGAGAGGAACUCUGUACUGCUUCCCAUGACACCAUUACAGUCCACUGGAUCUCGGAUGAUGAGUUCAGCAUCAGCUCCUAUGAGCUUCAGUACACCAUAUUCACUGGCCAGGCUAACUUCAUCAGUAAGUCAUGGUGUAGUUGGGGCCUGUGGCCAGAGAUAAGGAAAUGUAAGGAAGCAGUAAGCUGCUCAAGAUUGGCCGGGGCGCCACGAGGCUUGUAUAACUCAGUGGAUAGCUGGAUGAUUGUGCCCAAUAUUAAGCAAAACCAUUAUACUGUACAUGGACUCCAGAGUGGAACACGCUACAUCUUCAUUGUUAAAGCCAUAAACCAAGCAGGCAGCCGGAACAGUGAACCUACCCGACUAAAAACAAACAGUCAACCCUUUAAACUGGAUCCCAAAAUGACUCACAGAAAGUUGAAGAUCUCCAACGAUGGAUUGCAGAUGGAGAAAGAUGAAAGUUCUCUGAAGAAAAGCCACACCCCAGAGAGAUUUAGUGGCACAGGAUGCUAUGGGGCAGCGGGAAAUAUAUUCAUUGACAGUGGCUGCCAUUAUUGGGAAGUAGUCAUGGGUUCCUCAACAUGGUAUGCAAUUGGUAUUGCCUAUAAAUCAGCUCCAAAGAAUGAAUGGAUUGGCAAGAAUGCUUCCUCAUGGGUCUUCUCUCGCUGCAAUAGUAACUUCGUGGUGAGACAUAACAAUAAGGAAAUGCUAGUGGAUGUGCCCCCGCAGUUGAAGCGUCUGGGGGUCCUCCUGGACUAUGACAACAACAUGCUGUCUUUCUACGACCCAGCUAACUCUCUCCAUCUUUAUACUUUUGAUGUGACCUUCAUCCUUCCAGUUUGUCCAACAUUCACAAUCUGGAACAAAUCCCUAAUGAUCCUGUCUGGCUUGCCUGCCCCAGAUUUUAUUGAUUACCCUGAGCGGCAGGAAUGCAACUGCAGGCCUCAAGAAUCCCCCUAUGUUUCUGGGAUGAAAGCUUGCCAUUAAGUUUCAAGAAAGCAUAUAAUUUGCUGGCUACCCAAUUUAGCAGUUCUUCCCUUCUUAAUCCUCAGUUAGUGUUCAAUAUAUGAGAUACAAAAUAAAGUUCAUUUGAAGCUUCCAAAAUAA
Molecule: messenger RNA, 2531 nt
Organism: Heterocephalus glaber (naked mole-rat)
Lineage: Eukaryota; Metazoa; Chordata; Mammalia; Rodentia; Bathyergidae
Gene: Mid2
Product: midline 2
Biological process (GO): protein localization to microtubule
Cellular component (GO): microtubule
Molecular function (GO): zinc ion binding; microtubule binding
Source: RefSeq, a predicted model, not a curated record